AUGGCGCACGUCGCCAUCGUCGGUGUGGCGUCCGUGUUCGCCGCGCGAUUGAAACGUCAAACGAAUAAACGACUCGCCGAACGCAAAGAAUCCGCGGAGAAAUCGAACACGGCGCUGGACGAGGCGCGCGCAAAGCUCGAGCGAUGCGAAUGCGAGCUCGCGUUGACGCACGCCGAUCACGACGAGGCGCUGGAUCGGUUGGACGAGGCGAAGGACGAGUGUGAGAAGUUGAAGAAGCAGGCAAAGACGGAGCGAGAGACGAGCGCGCGGUUGAGAUUCGCGUUGACGGUGGCGAACGGGCAGAAGGAGAAGCUAAAGGUGGAGAAUGAACGGUUAACGCUGGCGGAGCAAAAGAAAGCGGGAGAGGAGGCGCGCGCGAACGAGGAGGUGCGGAUGUUGAAGGAGAAGGUGGCGAACGCGAACAAGGCGACGGAGCAGGCGAGGAAGAGCGUGCAGGAGCUGACGGCGAAGAACGGGGCGCUGGUGAAGGAGUUGGAGGCGUUGAGGCACGAGCUGGAGGAUGGUAAGAUGGCCAUCUCGGGUCUGGACGCGGCGAGGAAGCGGAACGUGGAGUUGGCGGAGGAGAUUGAGAAGAGACAUCAAGAGUACUCGGCAAUCGAACACGCGCUGCAGGACGCGGAGAUUAAUCUGCGACAGGCAGAGAGCCAUAACGUGCAACUGAAGCUCGAAAAUGAGGACUUGAGCGAUCACGUCGUGCAGCUGCGCGCGCACGAGCUCGAGCUUCAGCAAGAGUUGAAGAACAUGCUCGAAACACUCACCAUGGUGACGUCGCAGCACGCGGAGGACGACGAGGGCGCGGAGGGCGGUGCGAGUGGGUUCGCUUCUCCGAUCGCGAUGGAGCGAAUCAUGGCGAAAAUAAAUACCCCGACAGCUGAGCGAAUCGGUGCGCACGCGGGCGAGGACGACGAUAUGCAAGACGUUCAGGCGCGCAUGGCGGUUUUAUUGUCCAGAGUCGAGGAGUGCAAGACGCCCCAGGGAAUCUCCAAAGCCAUCGCCGAGUUGGACGAACUUCAAGUCAAACUGCGCGACAUCAAAUCCGCGACGGAUGUCGACGAGGGCUCUCCGCCCCGGGGUCCGGGAUCAGGGUCGCCGGACGCGUGGCCCAUAUCGCCUCCUUCGCCAGUGACGACGUCAAAGAGUCUCACCGGGGCCGACGGACCGACGACGACAGAGCUCGACAAGGACGACAAGGAUCCGCAGACUCCGCCGCGAACUUUGGAGUUUGACGAGCCAUCGACGCCGUGGAGCAGCAUGUGCUCGAAGUGUGGCGCCGUUCCCAGGACGGACGGGUGCGACGGUCGAUGCGCCGAGUGCUACAGGAUCAAGCAAGAAAAGCUUGCACAGUCACCUCUCUCGAGAUUCUCCAAUUCGAUCAAGAAGGUGCUUUCGCCGAACAAGGAAAAAGAGAAGACGGCUGGCGGCAAGAAGAAAGGGAAGAAGAAGGGUAAGAAAUAA
This is a messenger RNA of Ostreococcus tauri, 1476 nucleotides long. RefSeq names its product unnamed product. The transcript has a single exon. The coding region runs from base 1 to 1476 and encodes 491 amino acids. NCBI's taxonomy places the organism in Eukaryota, Viridiplantae, Chlorophyta, Mamiellophyceae, Mamiellales, Bathycoccaceae. The record is from RefSeq and is a predicted model, not a curated record.